Molecule: messenger RNA, 6841 nt
Organism: Microplitis demolitor
Lineage: Eukaryota; Metazoa; Arthropoda; Insecta; Hymenoptera; Braconidae
Gene: Dlg5
Product: disks large homolog 5
Exons: 11
Coding region: 209-5917 (1902 amino acids)
Molecular function (GO): protein binding
Source: RefSeq, a predicted model, not a curated record
UGAAAAUGGCUAAUUGUCAGGCCAGUUGGUGCAGCAGGUGAGUCAAGAUGUUAAUGUUUUUCGGAUCAAAUGUGAAAACUACAUGAUUGUGCGUUGGCCAAUUUAUAGGAUAAAAAAUUUAGUAUACAAAUCGCUUAACAAAUUUCCAUGGUAAAAAUAUUGAAGCCCAAAUACAAAGGGGCAACGUGAAGUAACGGGGUCCGAAGUUAUGGCUUCUGGUACAUCAUCCCUGGAUAGUGCUGGAAGUAGCGAUGGGGUCUUUAAUAUGGAACGGGACAGUGGAGGCUAUGGCAGUGUUGGAAGUCCAGUAGGAGGUCCUGAAUGUCGUAGUGAUUACGACGGAUUACAGGCACAAUGUGAUCAAGCCAUGCACGAACUCCAGUUCCUUAGACACAAGCACUCAGAUACAGUUAGACGAAAUGAGCAUACUAUGAAGGAAUUGGAAUAUUAUCGAGGACAACAUAUUGCAGCAAUGAAUCAGCUGGAAGCAGCCUCACAAGAAACUUCAGCCCUUCGGGGUAAAUAUAGUGAUUUGAUCAAUGAUAAACAACGACUUGAUCGUGAAGUCCAGGCACUACAGAAAGAAGUUACAGAAUUGAGGUGCCAAAAUCAAGAAUGUCUUGUAGAUUCUGGAAACAGUGAUGCCAUUAAUCAGCAUUAUGUAUCUUUAUUAAGAAAGUAUGAAUCUUUAAAAGAUGAAUAUGAGUCUUUAAGAAAGCGUCAUGAAGAUCUUUUAUCCGCACAUUCAUCUCUCAAAAAUAAGUUGGAAUUAGCAGAAAAAGAAGCAGCGAGAUGGAAAAAGGACCAUGAUGACGUAAUUCAAGAACGCAAUAAUGCAUUUAGAGAAAGAAAUGGAUUGAAACAACAAUGUACUGCGGCAAUCAGACAAUGGGAUAUUGCAUUACGUGAAAGAAACGAGUACCGCGAAGCCUUGGCAAAACUUCAGCAACAACACGAAGAAGCUGUCAAGGAAGUCAAUCAAGGCAUGAUUCUUCGUACUAAAGUUAGUAAAGAUAUAAAACGAUUAACAGAAGAAAGAAAUGCAACUUUACAAGAGUAUCGACUGAUAAUGGGCGAACGGGAUACUGUUCACAAAGAAAUGGAAAAGCUUGGAGAUGAUUUGACAAAAGCUUAUGAAAAAAUUGCCAAGUUAGAAAAUCAAAAUAAGCAACAUGUUGAUGAGAAAAAAACACUUUCAUAUCAAAUUGAGACUUUAAGAAGAGAGAUAUCAUCGGCACUGCAUGAUCGUGACGAAACUCUUAAAGAAUGUAACGAUUUAAGACUUAAGUUUGGUGAUUAUUCUGAAGGUUCAAGUAGAAAUUACAAAAAUCGAUUGGAGCUUCAUUCUUAUAAUCGUGAACGAGAUAAUUCAAAUAAAGAAAUUGAGAGAGAAACAAUUACGCGAGACUAUGCUAAACGUGAAAAAGAACAAAUGGAUAAUUUAGAUCAGGCUAAUUUAGAAUUAGAUAAAUUAAGAAAAUCUGUGGAUACUUUACAAACAGAAUUGGAAGAGGCAUUACAAGAAGCUGAGGUAUCAAAACGAAGACGUGAUUGGGCAUUUAGUGAAAGAGAUAAAAUAGUAUUAGAACGUGAGAGUAUGCGAACUCUUUGUGAAACAUUGAGAACAGAAAGAGAUCGAGCUGUUUCUGAGCUUGCUGGUGCUCUUCGUGACUCGGACGAUAUUAAAAAACAGCGAAAUGAAGCAUCAAGAGAACUUAAAGAUCUUAAAGAAAAAAUAGAAAGCGGGGAUCACUCGUUACGAUCAACUCAAUAUCACGAUGAUAACGACAUGAUUGAAUGGGACAUUAUUACUAUUCCCAUUGACUUUGGUAGGGUUUGUCAAGAUAAUGAUAGAGAUUUAGGAUUUGUUCUCGCUGGUGGUCGAGAUGAUCCUCAUUAUCCCAAUGAUACGGGUGUUUACGUCGCUCAAGUAACUAAAGGAAGUGUUGUAGAUGGAAAAUUAAAAGUUGAUGAUUGUAUUAUUCGUGUUAAUAACGUUGAUUGUUCUACUGGAUCAACAAGAAUGAUUUUAGAAAAUUUACGAGAUUUUACAGUCGGAUCAAAAGUUACAUUAACAGUUAGAAGAAGAAGAUCUACUCGUCGAUCAUUAAGAACAAUUCAAUUACCAAUUGGUCCUGUUCCUCAUGGCAUAGCUUUGGAACUUGGAAUUUAUAUUGCUAAAAUUUCUCCAGGUAGUUUGGCUGCUAAAGAUGGAAAUUUAGCUGUUGGAGAUAGAGUUUUAAAUAUUAAUAGUAAACCAAUGGAGGGUGUAACUUCAACUCACGAGGCUAUGUCUAUUUUAAAUGACACGACAGUUGAUGUAUUGACUAUUACAACCUUGAAAGGAAUAGCCUUGUCAUCAAUAUUAAGUACCGAGACAAUAGAUACAAGUUUUGGUUCUGAUAAACAAAAAAUGGUUAAUAAUUGUUCACAAACAGAACAAGAGAGAAUGAUGUUAAAGGCAACGUCAGAUGAUUAUGAAAGACGUUAUAUUGCAUCUAAUUUUGGUGAUAGAAGUAUUUAUAAAGUUUCAAAAUCAGUAAGUAGUGAAAAAUCUAGCGGAAUAAGUAAUGCUUGGGGUAAUUUUCGCGAAAAAAUUGAUAUUGUCACUGGUAGAAGACAUAGUAAAGAUAGAGAUGAUAAGAAAAAGCGUCACAGAAAUUCAAGUCCAAAUACUUUUGAACAAGAGCAGGAUGCGAUCGCUGAAUUAGAUUCUGUUAUUGAGAGUCAUUAUAAGAAAACAAAUAACGGUGUAUUUAAAAGGAGUAAACGAAGAGGAACUGAAAAAAUAGAGAAGAAUGGAGGCACAUGGCCAAAAGCACGCGGUGGGCCUUUGAUCCAAAACGGUACAGGGACGAUUCUUCAACCCAGAAAAACAAAAGAACGGCUUCCAUUAAGUGUACUUUUAAAUCAGCCGCCAAAAUAUGAGAGCUUCAACUACAAUCGUAUAUCUAAUCCUGUUCCGUUGUCGACAUUUCCAAACGUAAGCAAUCGUCAUACAGUUUAUAAAGCCGUAGAAUAUCCAAUUCCGAACUUUAGUAAAUCUGGUCAACUGUUUGGACAGAAAUCCUUUUCUCCUGCGGUCCAGUUCAAGGAUAUGUCGCUGGACAACAAGAAGCCUUUGACGGAGUUCGAGACAACAGAGAGUCGGCUCAGCUCGUCGCAUGCACCUUCUGAGACAAGUAUAGAUUUUUCAGUAAAAUCCACAGGUCGAGAGCCGGAUUAUGGUCAUGCAAAACGACGCACACCAAAGCCAUAUACUUCCGGAAGUCAUGAAAACCAACCAGAUGGACUUCAACACAACCGCGUUCACUCUCAACUUUACCCUCUGGUGACUACCUCUGGAUCAUCGUCAAGUGUGCCAAGACAGCAACUUGCUGGUAAUUUCUCGUUUCCCCCAUAUGCUCACUUACAUCCACACCCACACCAGCAGAAUUCUUUGCCGUCUCGUUACCCCUCACCACCGUCCUUGCCUUCCUCCCAAUCUGGAGAGUUCAUUGGACUCCCGGAUGCCCGAUCUUUUUGUUUCGAGCCACCUUAUAGUCCUGGACAACCAGGAUUUGGUCAUUUGCACACUCCCUCUGUAGACUUGCACUAUCACAAAUCUCGAGGUCAUCCUGCAGGCAUUACCUAUGAAUUAUCAACGUAUACUCAUGGUUAUGAAGGAGGAACUUUUCCGAGGAAAAAAGAAAAUCAGAGAUUUAGGAUACCAUCAAAUCCUAGCGUAACGUCUAAAAGUAGCGUUGGAAAAUUAUCUACGGGUAGUAUUGAAAGAACAUCCGAAAGAGGCAGUCCUAUGCCGACAUUUCAUGUCGAGGUUUUGAGUCCUGGUAUCGGUGGAGGUAACAAUGGAGGAGGAACAGUACGAGGAAGUUCAAAUAUUAAACGAGCUAGUAUGCCUGAUUAUUACACCCAGCCACGACCAGCACCGGGAGAAUUGCGGCGGGUCCAUAUUGAUAAAUCUGUUGAGCCUCUUGGAAUUCAAAUUUCGUGUUUAGACAGUGGGGGUGUAUUUGUUUCUACUGUUAGUGAACAUAGUCUAGCUUCACAAGUUGGACUACAAAUUGGAGAUCAACUUCUUGAGGUUUGCGGUAUCAAUAUGAGGAGCGCUACUUAUGAAUUAGCUGCACAUGUACUCAGACAGUGUGGUAAUUCUAUUACUAUGCUGGUCCAGUAUAGUCCAGAUAAAUACAAUGAGCUCGAAGGUUCAGGUUCUUCAAGUUCUUCGGAAGCAGGUGGAGAAGAAGGUGCCAGUCGCAGUGGAUCACCAACUCCUUGCAAUAGUCCAGAAGCACCGCGUAAAUCAGCUCUAGAAACUCACGAAUCAAAAGAAAUUGAACGUGACAAAUUAAAUACUUUGAUGCCACCAUCACGAGACCGGGAAGUUAGAAGUUCAGCUUCAAUGGAAGUUCGUGGUACUCAAGAACGUGAACGUGAAAUUCGACAAUCAGCAUCUUUAGACAUAAAUAUAAGAAAACCAGAAUUGCGUAAUUCAGCGACAAUUGAUUCUUUACGUAGCGCUGGUAAUACCUUAACUCGAGCUCAAAUAAAUCAAGCAGUAACAACAUUGCAACGACAAAAUGCAACAGUAAGAAGCCCAACGCAAGAAGAACAAAAUCGGAAAAGUCCACCUACCAUUGAGCCUCGUUAUUUAUUUAUAGAAACACGCAAAUGUUCAAAUCUUGGAAUUUCAUUAGUUGGUGGUAAUGGUGUUGGUAUAUUUGUUCAUUCAGUUCAACCAGGUUGUCUUGCUGAAGAUGCUGGGUUAAGAACAGGCGAUAGAAUUCUAGAAUACAAUGGUGUUGAUUUACGACAAGCAACUGCGGAACAAGCAGCUCUUGAAUUGGCACGUCCAGCUGAUAAAGUCACUCUUGUUGCUCAGUACAUGCCGGAAAGGUAUAACGAAGUAAAAGACAAACCCGGAGAUAGUUUUUAUGUCAAGGCAAUGUUUGAUCGGGUAGGCGAAGUUGGUGACAGUUUACAGUUACGAUUUAAUAAAGAUGAUAUUCUAUAUGUAGAUAACACAAUGUUUAAUGGAACUCCGGGGCACUGGAGAGCUUGGCUUGUCGAUAAAUCUGGUCGAAGACAGCAGUGUGGAAUUAUACCUAGUAAAUUUAAAAUCGAAGAAGAAUUAUUAUUGAGACGAUCACUUGGUGAUUUAGAAACUGAUACCGGAAGGCGGGGUACUACAAGUGCAAGAAGAAGCUUUUUCAGGCGAAAGAAACAUCAUAGAUCCUCUAGUAGAGAUAGUAAAGAACUUUCUCAGCUUACUGGAGUUAAUCUUGGAUGGUACAGUGACAGUGGAACUUUGAAUGAAGAAAAUUUACCUGCUAGUUAUCAACGUGUUGAGAGAUUAGAUUACCCAACUUUGAGACCUGUAUUGAUUAUUGGCCCAUUAAAUGAAUGCGUCACGACAAAAUUACUUCAAGAAUUUCCUGGAGAAUUUAUUCGAUGCAUACCAGAAGCAAUGCAUUGCUCUCAAGCUACACUUGAACAGGGAUUACGAGAUUCUCAUUAUGUUGAUUAUAGAAAAAAAGGAAGUUAUUUUGAAUGUACAACUGUAGAGGCUGUAAAAGAAAUAUGUGUCAAGAAUUCACACUGUAUUCUUGAUAUAUCUAUCGCCUCAAUAGAACGUCUCCAUAGGCAUCAAAUUUAUCCAAUAGUUUUGUUAAUAAAAUUCAAAAGUACCAAACAAAUAAAAGAAGUGAAAGAUUCGAGAUAUCCUAGUGAUAAAGUAAGCGCCAAAGCAGCAAAGGAAAUGCAUGAACAUGCUCUUAAAUUAGAGGCUGAAUAUCGUCAUUAUAUUUCUACUAUUAUUCCUGCUGGUGUAAAUAUAGCGUAUAUAUGUACGCAAGUAAAAGCCGCUGUCGAUGAAGAGCAAAGUAAAGCACUUUGGGUACCUCGUGGGCAAACCUGACAUCAAAGGGGGCCCCACAAACCACAGUGGAAGUCAAUCUAAAUCCACCGGGGGCCCCCAUGUCUGGCACAUAUCAUGCAAGAGAAACAUUUCAUUUUUUUUUUUUUACUACGUCAACUUACUCGAUGUUAUUGUUUCUCAUAUUAUUUAUUCACGGUUUCCUAUCAGUUGUGAUGCUAAUUUUACCAGAGUUUUAUUACUUAAUGUUAUUAAAUUUAUUUUUCUGAUUUUAUCUUACCAUAUUUUGUAAAUUUUUUUUUAUCAAGUCCCACAUAUUGAUAUUUUUGUUGGAAAUAAUUUAGAUAGAAUGAUACUUAAGAUAGUAUUGAAAUGACUGCCAGUUGUAAUUGAAUAAUUGUUUUUCUUUUAUAUAUUUAUAUAUAUUGAAUUGGAACUUAAAUAACGUAUAGAAAAGGUGAGAUAAUUAUCCAUGAAACCGUUGAAAAAUAAUAGUCUAAGGCCCGGGCUUGAGUUAAUUUUUUUCUCAUUGGUGGAUUUUAAAAAAGACUUAUUAUCAUUAUUAUUAUUAUUAUUAUUAUUAUUAUUAUUAUUAUUAUUAUUAAUAUUAUUAUUAUUGUUAUUAAUAUUAUUAUAAUAGAUAUAAUUAAUGGAAUUGAUAUAUAAACUCGCGUAUAUUAUUCGUGAAAUUAAAUAAGAGAAUUGUAAAUAACUUAGCUUUUUUUAUAAAUAUACUUUUUGAAAACUGUCUUAAGUUAAAAAUUUAAGAAUUAUUGUUAUAAAUUGAAAUGCAAAUGAAUUCUACAUAUUAAGAAAAAAAAAAAAUACAAACAUGGGAUCAACGUAAACAGGGUUUUUCCUCAAGUUAUUAUUGAAUUAUAAUUAAAUAAGAUGUAUGUCGUAUGCAAUAAUUCAUUACACGCAUUAAAAACGACUGCAAAUUAAAUACAUUUCAGUUAAACUGGC